AUGGAUGAUCAUAGCCCAUUAGAGACUGAUGAACUAAGUGAUUAUGAUAUUUAUGGUAGAACCCCUCCUAGGACCAAACUUUUGAGGAAAAAUCGCGAAAGGAAGCAGCGAGAGAAAUAUAUUAGUGUUGCCUCUCCCAGUAGUAAGUUGGAGAGAUCAAGAACGCCGUUAUUCCGCAGAUUUACAGAAGGCAACAUGAUUGACGAGUUGGCAAUUGGCGAAUAUAGUGACGAAGAUGAAGCCCCGAAACGGACGAACAAACGCCACAUGAAGCUGCUCAGGGGCUCCGAGCGCGAUCUCAAGCUCGACAUAGCUAGCGCUCAGGCGGCCAUUUCGGAAAAUGGCGGCCGUCGCGAAGAUGCCAAUUUUCCCAUAACGCCCAGCUACCAGAUCGAAAGCCACAAGAGAUUCAUGAGCCUGGUGGGGCGCACGAUCCCGUGCAAGCAGAAGGCCUGCUCCAAGGAAGACAAGCGUUACCCGGCGGGGUUCGGGGUGCUGGAGGGGAGCGGGGCUAACGGGGGCGAGGGGGACGAGUACUUGGCUCCCAGGGUCGAGUUCUAUCAGACGCUGAAGGCUCUCAUCAGGAUGGGAUGCGGGGAGAGGAAUCCGAGGAGAGCGAUGAGUCGUGAAGAGACGCUGUGGCAAAAUGAAUUGAAAGAUUUAAUAUGGCUUGAACUUCAAGCAUAUCAUGCUGACAGAUCCCCUAUUGAGGAAGAUGACUACUUAUGUACUGCUAGAGAAAGUGUUGAACAUGUACUUGCCGAUAUCAGGAAUUAUAAGUUUCAAAGACACAGUAGAAGAUACUCGACACAAAACAGCGACAGCGGCGUCGAAGACGACUGCCCGGGCUGCCUGGCCCUCCUCUGCCCCUCUUGCCUAGAGGCGCAGAACAAGGCGUUCAGAGACGUCGAAAAGCUCCUCAAGCGAUUGGAGGAGGCGGAGAACCUCUUUCCCUCCAGCAAGGCGUUCGCGGAACUCUAUCCGAUCUACAGUUCCGCGGAGUUCGUCGGCAGAGUGAAGGCCAUGUGCCUGUGGUACAACAUGACGAAGCACCAGAGGUUGAAGCUGAACAUUCUGGGCAGGUUGGUGACGCUGGUAGAGGAUAAGCACGGCAAUUGGUUGAUGCCCGGAGAUGAAAUAUAUACAGGUAGCCCAUCAGACAGUAACAACAGUACAAACUCAUCAAGCAGCGACUCCUUCACAAGCAAACCCAACUUGAUCACAAACGAUCUCUACAGCAUAGCAUCAAUUGCGGUGCUCUUGAGCCCUAAAAAGGACAACACAGUAUCCCCUUACAGACGCUACAUCGAAAACGUCUUGAAAACGAGAACUCUAGACAAAAGCCUAAAAUUCCUGAAGAACCUACACAAAAACGUCCUGAGGAAAACCAAACUAACGCUCGACCGUCCCAAAGAUUCGACCAUUUUCUCCACCACCAAAACACUCAAUUCCGACGAGGAAGAACUGCUGCGGUACGGCGCCUGGAGCCCCGAGGCCGCCAGCCUCGACCUGCCCUCCUACCGGUCGACGUUCCUCUUCCUGGCGAUGGUGCCGCUGGAGGUGCUGCACGAGUACCUGCUGAUGCGCCUGGAGCAGAAGCCGGAGAACCCGUCGCCUCUGAGCGUGCGCCAGCUGAUGCGGGAGCUCAAGCAAGGGCUCAUGGUGGCGAUGGAGGAGCGUUGGCGCACUUACGGGUACGUGGCGGCGGCCACCUCGGGCUGCGACCACCCCAUCGAGCACGUCCGCGAGCGACUCGAGGACUUCGACGGCUGUCUGAGACGAGUGUUCGCCGACUACCUGGAGUACCUGGAGAGGUGGGUGUUCCUGCACAAGAACACCUUCCCGAAGAACCUGCUGGACGAGGAGUUCGGGUUCUCGAUGCAGGUGACCCAGCACGUGCCCGACGUCAAGGACAUGAUCGGCAGGCGGUUCGCCUUCAUUUGCGGCACCAUCCUGAAGCGGAUAGGGGAGAAGUUGAUAAGCAGGAUCGAGGAUGUGCUCGAGGUUAUUUCGAAAUGUGACGACGUGAUGUUGAAACAGAAUUUAUUCUCAGUGUGUCGAGAAUUGCAGUCCCUUUUCAAUGAAGAACGUGAGAUGACUCUCAAGACGAUGUGUUUCAUUAAAGCAAACAUUAAGAAGGACAAUGUACCUUACGAUUCUUUGAAAUUUUUGGGGGAAUCUGUGUUUGCCUAUAAAUGUAUCAUACCAGAUGCUAUUGGAAAAAUACAAACAUUGUUUGACCAUAUAAGCUUUGUCAGCUUGGACGAAAUCGAUAAAAAUGCCCUGAAUUCGAGGAUAAGAGAAAUCCUUAUGCAAGUUUACCGCUUUGGAUUCGAGUUUUACAGAGAAGUGGCAGACACCUCGCCGAGUGAACUGAGACCUCGACUUGUUCAUUGUAUGGUCGAUUUUGCCAAUUUGUGGAUGAAAUUCGUGACUGAACGGUGCGAACGCGGCAGAGGCAUGCGACCGAGAUGGGCCUUCCAGGGCUUGGAAUUCCUCCUCACAGUCUGCGAACCCGUCCACACCCAUCAUGUCAGCGAAGAGAAGUUCGACAAGCUGAAAAGGGACAUGGAUAUCUGCAUUUCACAUGUUAUAGGUACUACUGCACCAUCUACACCUGACAGCGGAUUCCACUCCGCAUCUUCUAGAUCGAGUCUGGAUCAAAUCAGGGCUAGGUCACGGGGGUCUUCGCCUAGUCCUAGGCCUUAUUACAAGAGCCAGAGGUCCAAAGGAAGGAAGACGAGUGCGGAACAACAGUCGCCUAGCACCGAAUUUUUCGAUGCAGUUACUCUGGAUACAAGCUACAAGAAAGAAGAGGCCGACAGCGCCCCGAUCGAGAUCCGCUUCCCGCCGAAACCGCACGCGGACCGCCUGCGAGAGGCGGUCGAAGCCCUCGAAGCGGAACUGGACAACGAUCUGAUCAAGCAGAACUUGAUAGGGAAAGUGGUGCACAGGAAGGCGACUGGCAAGAACAUCCCGAGGAAGAACGUGACGUUCUCGUGGCAGCGCGGCAUCAAGAUCGGCCAGGGCCGGUUCGGGAAGGUGUAUACGGCGGUGAACAACAAUACGGGCGAUCUGAUGGCGGUCAAAGAGAUCGCCUUGCAGCACAACGAUACUGCGACGAUCAAGCGGGUAGCGGAGGAGAUGAAGAUUUUGGAGGGGAUCGUGCACAAGAACUUGGUCAGGUAUUACGGCAUGGAAGUACAUAAGGAUGAAAUGUUGUUGUUUAUGGAAUAUUGUUCGGAAGGAACGUUGGAAAAUCUCAUAGCAGAUACAGAAAAAGGUCUGCCGGAACUACUAGUCAGAAGGUGUACCUUCCAGCUGGUAUCCGGAGUGGCCUGUUUACACGAACACGGAAUCGUACACAGAGAUAUAAAGACAGCUAAUAUUUUCCUGACGGAUGGAGGAAAUUGCCUGAAAAUUGGAGAUUUUGGAUGCGCAGCUAAGAUAAAAUCUAAUACGACGAUGCCAGGGGAAUUGAAAGGAUUCGUGGGAACCCAAGCUUAUAUGGCUCCCGAAGUGUUCACGAAAAAUAUGUCAGAGGGUCAUGGAAGAGCAGCUGAUAUUUGGUCGAUCGGAUGUGUAGUUGUGGAAAUGGCGUCAGGAAAACGCCCUUGGUCAGAAUACGACUCGAACUUCCAAAUCAUGUUCAAAGUGGGCAUGGGCCAGAGUCCCGAUCCCCCCGACGAUAUGAUCGAUGAGGGGCUGGACUUCCUUGACAUGUGCUUCAAACACGACCCGAAAGAGAGGGCCACGGCUCGCGAACUGUUAGCUAACAAUUUCGUCAAAAUCGGCGAAGAUUUGAUCUGA
This is a messenger RNA of Phaedon cochleariae (mustard beetle), 3810 nucleotides long. NCBI's taxonomy places the organism in Eukaryota, Metazoa, Arthropoda, Insecta, Coleoptera, Chrysomelidae. The record is from the annotation of a GenBank genome assembly.